Messenger RNA from Staurois parvus, 989 nucleotides. Lineage: Eukaryota; Metazoa; Chordata; Amphibia; Anura; Ranidae. The record is from the annotation of a GenBank genome assembly.
GUCAUAGGCAUCUGUGGUGUAAUAUUUGAGGCCCGCCUGGGCUGUCUCAGAGGUGAGGUUGCAGAUGAAACCCAGAAAUUCAUCAGCUCGGUUGGAAUCAUGUUGGAGAACGAGGUAGUGCUUGAACGGCUACCUCACUGGACCAGAAAUUGGCUUCCUUACUGGGGACGUUUUGUAGAGGCCUGGGACACCCUCUUUGCUUAUGGGACGAAAAUGAUUGACAAGAAAAUGGAAGACAUUGAAGGGCGCCUCCAAAGAGGAGAAGAUUUGGGAGGAGCCUAUCUUACUCAUCUGCUGACCAAUGGGACGCUGGGCCUGAAGGAGGUGUAUGGGAUCAUGCCGGAGAUCCUUCAAGCUGGGGUGGACACGACAUCAAAUACCAUGACAUGGGCCCUGUACCUGCUGGCAAAGCACCCAGAGGUCCAAAAGACUCUCUAUGAGGAGGUGGUGAGAGUUAUCCCCGGAGACAAAGUUCCCUCCCAUGAGGAUCUUGCUAGAAUGCCUCUGCUGAAAGCAGUCUUCAAGGAAACCCUGAGGCUGUAUCCGGUGGUUCCACAAAACGGACGUAUUAUAACAGACAAGGAGAUCGUUCUUCUAGAAGGAUAUGUAUUCCCUAAAGAUACCCAAUUCGUACUCUCUCACUAUGUUCUGUCCCGGGAUGAGAACAGCUUCUCUGAACCUGACAAGUUCCUGCCCCAGAGGUGGCUGCGCAGCUUUGAGAGGAAACAUCACCCUUUAGCUCUAUCCCCUUUGGGUAUGGGGUCAGGGGGUGCCUGGGGCGUCGGGUAGCUGAGCUGGAAAUGCACUUAGCUCUGUCUCAGAUGAUCCGGCAAUUCCAGGUGCUGCCAGACCCAGAAAUGAAGGAACCUAAGGCAAAGAAUCGAGUGGUUCUUGUGUCAGACAUUCCAAUCAAUUUGCAGUUCAUCGAUCGAUCGCCACUAAUGGAUACGGGGCUAAAAAACCUUUUCAAGGAAACUGAAGUGAAACAG